CUCCCGCUCUCAGGCGUCGGCGGCGCGCAGCGGCUACGCGCUCGUUCACGACCAGAAGUUGGUUUUACGAGAGAAGUGAACGCACGCACACACACACACACAAUGUCAACAGAUGUGGAGAGUCUGAGGCGAAGGUCUACAGCUGAUAGUUCAGAACACGUGUGGGACCAUGAGCACAGAUUUUUUCGCCGUAGCUCACAGUGUGAUAGAUUGUGUGUGGCCAGCAUUCACCCCGAGAUGGUUGAAACUCCUUCACCCUGCGGCUCGCACCAGGUCAUCCACCAUACGGCAAAAUGCCUCUCGGCUCAUAGACUCUCUGUACACUCGCGGGGUACUGAGGACGCCUGGCAGGAAGCAAGCUUGAGGACCACCGUUCGUGCCGAAAACGAAGUGGAGGCACACAAACUGGUCAAUAACUACAUGUUUGGUUUCAGGAAGUGGAAGAGUCACGUUACAGAGCGUCCAAUUGAGGACAGAUCAGACAAGGUGAAGGAGCUGUACUCUGAGCAGAUCUUCAUAAAGCCAUUUACAGGAUCACUGAUCAGCAUCGGAAACGUCGCCUACACGAUUUUCUUCGGCUGGUGGAUCUCUCUAGCGUAUUUUCUUGUUAGCUUACUGAUGUUUUGCACCAUUAUUACGAUUCCACACGGGAAACUCUGUUUAAGGUUGUCGGGUUAUUUACUGUGGCCUUUCGGGAAAUCUUUACAAAAGACGAGUCUGAUACGGAAAUGCUGUGUUAAAUUUCCUCACUGCGAAGCCAUUCCAGAGGAAGCAGGUGACGUGAAGGUCUCUCCGGACAACCAGAAGGAGUCUACACCAUUGAUAAAUUCUGAGCCAAUCACUAUAAACGUUCCACCUCCACCACUACCUUCUCCUCGGAAGUGCUCUUACUGGUGUUGCGUGAGCACGUACGUGUGGCUGGUGCUUGGGUACAUUCCUCUUGCUAUAAUCCACUCCCUGGCCUGCUUCCUGUCCUGGAUUAUGGUCUUCACCAUCCCUGUGGCCAAAAUGAACGGUCGGAUCCUCAGCAUCAUCCUCUUCCUUCCACCUGACGAGAUUCAGGUUUGGCCGAUGAAGAACUCUCAAAAUUCUGAAGCGAGGGUCCUCCUGUGCUACUACCGGGCCUUUAACUGGUACUACUACAAGUACACAGUGGACGGGAUCAACGUCUUCGCUGUUAACCUGCUGUCCCUCGUCAUCAUCACACUGGUGACUGGUUACAUGGACCGUGAUAACACGUUUGUCAGGUCUGAGGUGAAGUUUGCCACCGCUGUGACCUCCAUCAUCCCCCUGUCGUACUACAUCGGCAUGGGUAUAGCCAGCAUCUCGGCUCAGAGUAACUUCGCAGUUGGUGCGGUAGUGAACGCUACGUUUGGCUCGAUCACCGAGAUGACCUUCUACAUCACCGCACUGCUGCAAGGUCAUCGCGUCGGGAACAAAUGUUACGGAGAGAUCGUUAAGGCUGCUCUCACAGGAACCCUGCUUGGAUGCAUCCUCUUUAUUCCGGGUUUGUGUAUGAUCAUUGGUGGAUUCAAGCACAGCGAACAGAGAUUCAACAGCCGCUCGGCUGGCGUCAGCUCCGCCCUGCUCUUCAUCUCAGUCGGAGGUGUGUUCGCACCGACGCUGUUCUCAAAAGCGUAUGGAAACCUGGUGUGUGACCGCUGCAGUAAUCCAUCCGGCAACGUUACCGGACCCUUCAUCUGCACAAACUGCCACUAUGAUCUGAGUGAGAACAACCGCUCCUUGUUCCUGAGUCAUAUUGAGCCUCUGGUGUACACGGUGUCUGUGCUUCUCCCUGCUGCGUAUCUCAUCGGUCUAAUCUUCACCCUGAAGACACACACACACAUCUACGACAUCCGCGUCAGUGACGCACACUGCCAUGUGGCAAGUGACCAUGAUCCAGUGGUGCACUGGUCCAGGUGGAGGGCUUUGUUGGUCCUGAUUGUGGCCACGUUCCUGACGGCGGCCUGCGCAGAUCUCACCACUGAGCACAUCAAACCAAUCAUCUCCAACUCCAGCGUCUCUCAGUACUUUAUCGGCGUUACUGUGCUGGCGAUGGUUCCCGAACUUCCCGAAAUAGUCAACGGGAUUCAGUUCGCCCUUCAGAACAACAUUAGCUUGAGCCUGGAAGUUGGAAAUUGUAUCGCCGUCCAAGUCUGCAUGCUUCAGAUCCCACUACUGAUCUUAUUCAAUGUAAUUCACGAAGUUGGAUUUGUUCUCAUAUUCAGCGACUUGCACCUGUGGGCGAGCAUCUUCAGCGUCAUCCUGGUCAAUUACAUCUUCAUGGACGGGAAGUGUGAUUAUUUCCAGGGAACGGCUCUGGUGGUCGUCUACCUCAUCCUCCUGGCGUUGUACUUUUUCGCUCCGUCUCCUCGGGGCUGCUGAUGUUCUGGAACGUUCUCACUUUGUCUUCGUGGUUCUUCGUCUCCUUACCUCACUGUACUUCGGGUAUUUCGGGUGACUCGUCUUCUUGUGCAAACACGUAAAUUGUGUAUUAGAGUGUAUCGUGUCAAUAAAUCGUUCCAAAGAAAAAUGA
Messenger RNA from Silurus meridionalis, 2536 nucleotides. RefSeq names its product cation/H+ exchanger protein 1 (gene cax1). Bases 103 to 2385 code for a protein of 760 amino acids. The transcript has 20 exons. NCBI's taxonomy places the organism in Eukaryota, Metazoa, Chordata, Actinopteri, Siluriformes, Siluridae. Gene Ontology annotation, cellular component: membrane; endomembrane system. Gene Ontology annotation, molecular function: calcium:proton antiporter activity. The record is from RefSeq and is a predicted model, not a curated record. Gene Ontology annotation, biological process: intracellular calcium ion homeostasis; calcium ion transmembrane transport.